Molecule: messenger RNA, 1514 nt
Organism: Annulohypoxylon maeteangense
Lineage: Eukaryota; Fungi; Ascomycota; Sordariomycetes; Xylariales; Hypoxylaceae
Product: HotDog domain-containing protein
Exons: 2
Coding region: 32-1183 (383 amino acids)
Cellular component (GO): mitochondrion
Molecular function (GO): (3R)-hydroxyacyl-[acyl-carrier-protein] dehydratase activity
Source: RefSeq, a predicted model, not a curated record
CACGGGUCUCGGACUUGGCUAUGAUAGAAAUAUGAAGGUUGCGCGUGCGUCGCUUAGUAUACUCCGAAGGUCGCCAUGCCUUGGGUCCCCGGCUUCCAGGUAUUGUCUCCCGGUUUGGCGCCGUAACUAUAGUACCGAUGGCCUCUCGGAGCAGCAAAUCGAGGACAUAAGGAAUGACAUGAAAGACCGCCCAUUUCAAUGGACUCGGGACUAUAUGUCGCCUACUAAUUCCACAUUGCUCAACGUUGCUCUCGCCGAUUUCAUUCCGCAAGAAUGUAUAUUCGGUACUAUAAACACCAGGAGUAUCAUCGCAAAUAAGCCCCUUCCGGAGGGCCACCAUUUUGCAUAUUUCCCGCUCCAGAAGACCUCCUCGGAAUUAUGUCCUGACGGCACGGAUCCGUUCCACAGCCCCGGCGAUCCGUUUGUUCGGCGCAUGUGGGCCGGCGGCUCCAUCGAUUUCACUGAGACUUUCCGGUUGAACUCGCGUUCCAUCGAUUGCAAGGAAUGGAUAGAGGAUAUCGCCUUCAAAGGCCCCGGGGGGCAGGAGAAGAUAUUCGCCACUAUACGGCGUGAAUACAUGAUGAGUGCUGAUCGCAACGUUCCAUUAGGCGUUUCUCAGGUGCCGAGGAUAACGGAAAGAAGAAGCCUUGUCUUCAUGCGCGGCCUUAGCAAAGAGCAAGCUCGCGAAAACCUAGCGAAGUCGGAGGAAGGAAGGGAAAGGAUUGUCAAGUCUUCCCAUGAGCCCGACUACUCGUUCACAUUCACGCCAACGCCUAGACUCCUCUUCCAGUACAGCGCGUUGACAUUCAACGCGCACUCGAUCCACCUAGACCGAAAUUACUGUCGAGAAGUAGAAGGUCACCGCGACUUACUAGUACACGGUCCUCUCACCCUCACCCUAAUGCUCGCCGCAGUCAGAUCACGAAUUGGGAACCCUCUGAUGAGAAUCACCAAAAUUGACUAUCGAAACCUAGCUCCCCUCUAUGUCAACGAACCUUUGCGCGUUUGUGUUAGGCUCAUCCAGCAGGAAAAUGCCGAUGGCCCCGACCCUCGACAAGAGUGGGAGGUUUGGGUAGAGGAUCGGGAUGGAGGCCUCGCAGUACGAGGCACAGCUCAAGCUAAAACAUUCGUACCUCGCAAACCGUUCAAGGCCAUAAAAUACUACACUGAAACCCUACCAUAACGAUCCUAGUGUAUAACGAUACCCCGAUAUAACGAACCUUUCUUCCGGAUUUUUGAAAUUUGUAUGGGAAAUAACGAUAAUUUUGCUAUAACGAAUUAUCGUUAGCUUUUAGCUUAGUCACCACCAAAAUCGUUAUAAACAGGUUAAAUUUCAUGAAAAUCCUUCCAUUUUGGGAAGGAACUAAACCCUUUUUAUAUCAUGAUUACCCCACUUCGGUAUAACAUCGAACAUUUCAUGUCUGUGCGUUACGGGCUUUACCCCUUUAGGUAAAGAUUUCUAAAAGUGGAUACUUAUUUUAUAGCGAUAUUUUAAUAUAACGAUUAGAAUUCCA